AUGAAAAUUAUAUUCUAAAUUUUGUUAGCCUUUUGGUUGGCUUGGUUUUGGGUGAAUGUUGAAGAUAGUGUUACAAAAUCAUUACGAAUUCUUAAUAGUAAUUCUAAUAAACCCUUGAAAAAGAAAAUCCUCUUUGCAUUUUCUAGUGAUGAAGACAUAUAAGUUUAAGCGACAACAUUGUUAAAAGAGUUAUAAUGUAGUAAAGAGGAUAGAAAUAUGAAGAAUAUAUGUAGUAGUAUAUUGUUUCAUUUCGAAAAUGGUUUGGGAUCUGAAUUACAUGUUACAGAGGGAUUUGAAAAUAUUGUGUAAAUUUCUAAGAAAAUAUCUACAUCAAAGGAUUUAGGAGGGAAUUCAGCAUAAAUGGCACUUAGAGCAUUCAAAGUAAAAAUUCAAAUGAAAAAUAUAUUAGGAAGGUGGAGAUGUUUAUUUAUCUGCAAUAAUGUCUAAUCAUUAUUACUAAAACUUAUUCAAUGAAUCAAUAACAAUAGUUCCAUAAAGUUUUUUAAGAGAAGAAAUAUAGGAUGUUCAUAUUGUUAUUAAUUUUGAUGAAGGUGAUGUAUAUGAUACCAUAAUAUGUUAACAUACAAAUAGAUUAUAUUUGUAAAAUGAUUAAGACAAUAUGAGAUUUCCUGGUUUGGAGAAUUUAGAAGCAAAUAUUAAUUCAAUACAUCCAGAUUUAUUGGUAAUUGGAGGAUUUCAAUUAAUGAAUCAGAAACCUAAAAAAGAAUAUGAAGAGAUUAUUUUAAAAUUAGAAAAGAUCUUAAUUGCAUAAAAAAACAAUUUAAAAAUUCAUUUUGAAAUGGGUGCAUUUAAUGAUGAAAAUCUAUUAUAUUACUUAAUUGAUCAUAUAUUUCCACAUAUUCAUUCAACUGGAAUGAAUGAAUAAGAAUUAUAAUUAUUAUAUAAUUUCAUAACAAAAGGACAAUUAGAGUAAAAAUAAAUAAAUACUAAUGAAUAAUUAUAAUUGAUAGUUAAAUUACUAUAAAAAUAACAUUUAGAAAGGUAUUUUUUUUUAAUAUUUAAAUGUAGAAUACACUUCCAUUCAUAAACUAUUCAAUUGAUUUGUUCAAAUUAAGAUUGGAGAGAUAUAAAACCAGCAUUACAUAGAUCAAUUCUUGUGGGAUUGAUUCAAGCAAUGAAAUCUUAUAAUGAUAAUUAAAUUGAUUAAUAAUUUAACAAUAGCACAAAUCUUGAAGUAUAAAUCUUAUUAAACUACAUAGAUACUAUUAGAAGAGGAGGAUUUAAUUCUAUAUCCAAAUAAUCAAACCUUGAAUCGAGAUCAUUUAAUUUAAACCAUGAAUUUUUGCUGGAAUGUGAAUAAUUAAUUAAAACAUUAAUGUUGUGUUGCUCCAGUGUUAAUUAAUCCUCAUCCUAUGAGAACUUGUGGAUUAGGAGAUAAUAUAGGCAGCACAUCAUUAUUAUAUUAAUUACAAUGA
Molecule: messenger RNA, 1436 nt
Organism: Paramecium pentaurelia
Lineage: Eukaryota; Ciliophora; Oligohymenophorea; Peniculida; Parameciidae
Source: the annotation of a GenBank genome assembly